Molecule: messenger RNA, 705 nt
Organism: Pipistrellus nathusii (Nathusius's pipistrelle)
Lineage: Eukaryota; Metazoa; Chordata; Mammalia; Chiroptera; Vespertilionidae
Source: the annotation of a GenBank genome assembly
AUGGCGGAGAAUCACUGCGAGCUUCUACAGCCGGCUCCGGGCGGUUUCGGGGCGGGGUUGGGGGGCGGCUUGUGCCGCCGCUGCAGCGUGGGGCUCGGCGCCCUGGUCCAGCGCCCCGGAAGCGUGUCCAAGUGGGUCCGGCUCAACGUCGGCGGCACGUAUUUUCUCACCACCCGGCAGACGCUGUGCCGGGACCCGAAAUCUUUCCUGUACCGAUUGUGCCAGGCCGACCCCGACCUGGACUCGGAUAAGGAUGAAACAGGUGCCUAUUUAAUCGACAGAGAUCCCACCUAUUUUGGGCCUGUGUUGAAUUACCUGAGACAUGGAAAGCUGGUCAUUAACAAAGACCUUGCAGAGGAAGGAGUGUUGGAGGAAGCGGAAUUUUACAAUAUCACCUCACUAAUAAAACUUGUAAAGGACAAAAUUAGAGAACGAGACAGCAAAACAUCACAGGUGCCAGUGAAGCAUGUUUACCGCGUACUUCAGUGCCAGGAGGAGGAGCUCACGCAGAUGGUGUCCACCAUGUCCGAUGGCUGGAAGUUUGAGCAGCUGGUCAGCAUUGGCUCUUCCUACAACUAUGGGAGUGAAGACCAGGCCGAGUUCCUCUGUGUGGUCUCCAAGGAGCUGCACAACUCCCCGUAUGGCACUACCAGCGAGCCCAGCGAGAAAGCCAAGAUUUUGCAAGAACGAGGUUCCAGGAUGUGA